This is a messenger RNA of Aphanomyces astaci, 1819 nucleotides long. RefSeq lists its product as hypothetical. The record is from RefSeq and is a predicted model, not a curated record. The transcript is spliced from 3 exons. Bases 51 to 1727 code for a protein of 558 amino acids. NCBI's taxonomy places the organism in Eukaryota, Oomycota, Saprolegniomycetes, Saprolegniales, Verrucalvaceae.
GGCCGAUUGCACUUCGUGAUCGUUGACUUGCGGCGAACACUUGUCUGGAGAUGGCUUACCGAACCAGUACGAUCACUCUCCUUGUCUUGCUACUGUGGUGCACGGCUAGUGUACACGGCGUAAAACUCCGAGAUCGAGUUGUGUGGGAGCCACGGCUAGCGGGUGACUUCCCAGCCGCAGCUGGCAUCGCCACCACCGAAAGGAGUUCCGUCCAGGAAAAAGUAGCGCGUACCAUUGCCUUCGUGAAGAAAACCAUGAAAUCCUACGCCGCACCAGGCAUUGCCUUGUCCGUGGUCUACGCGAAUGAAACCGUCCUUGCUCAAGGUUUCGGAGUCACCGGGUAUGGCAACCCUAACGCGGCGGUCACACCGCACAGCCUCUUUCAAGUGGGUUCGCUCUCGAAAACUUUCAUUGCCGUCGCCAUCGCCCAUCUCGUGGACAACGGCAGGUUGAACUGGCUCGACCCAGUGCAACGUCACUUGACGUGGUUUCAACUGGCCGAUUCGUACGCUACCAAAUUCACGACGUUGGCGGAUCUCGCGGCGAUGAACUCGGUCUUGGGGGGCCACGAAGGCGAUGACGUUAUCGGUGUGGGGGUGUACGCCACCGAAAAGGACCUCGUCCGUGCCCUUCGGCACUUCAACACUACACGUCAGAUCCGCCCUGGGUACGCCUACAGCAACCUCAACUUCGAGAUCUUGGGCCAAGUGGUCGAAGGUGUAACCGGUCAACCAUGGCACGAGUAUUUGAAAACGACCAUCUGGGAGCCCCUUGGCAUGCACGACACUGUAGGGCGAGCGCUCGACAGCCGCGACCCCAACGUUUUAUCUGGAGGCCACUUCUUCUGCAACGGAACAGUGCUCGGGCCGUACUCCUUGCUCAAUUCCACCAUGAUCAUGAUCCGCCCAGGGGACCACUACAUCGCGGCGGGCUCGAUCUUGUCGUCGCCGUCAGACUUGGCCAAGUUCUCGGCGUUUUUACUGCGCAAAGGGGCUGGUAUCUUUCGUUCUUCGGCUGCCAUCUCCGACUUGAUCACUGGCCACAACGUGGUUCCGAUGCCCCCCGAGGUUGCAACCUUCUCGGGGUACGAGUUUCACCCUGACGGCAACGCCGUUACCGCUGGGUACGGGUUUGACACUGUGGGGGACAUGAUGUAUGGCCAGCAUUACAUGGACAAGGGAGGCGACACAUUUGCGUUUCACACUCGAAACGGAUGGUUGCCGUCGCUCGGGCUGGGGGUGAUCUUGGUGGCCAACGCCCAAUCGUUCAGUGGCCGCCUCAGUGACAUUGCCACGCUGGAUCUCAUGCGAACAUACAUUGUCGGCAUCUUCCUGGAUAUUUCCACGGAAACGCUGGACCGGCAAUUCCACGAGUCGCUAGCCAAAGUCGACGCGUUGUUCCCGCCCUCGCCCUGCGAUGCCCACUACUACGGGGGAAUUCCAUGGGACAUUCCUGGCGUGGAUAUCCCACACGCGACGAAAGAGGCCCUUGUGGGGACGUAUCGUGCCGUCAACUCACCAGAGUACUACGGACCGCUCGUGGUGACUUUGCACGGAGCGGACCUUUGGAUGCAGUACGGCGUGUACAAACGACGACUAGUGGCUUCGAGAGACCCUACGAUGCUGACGUGGACGCUUGAAAUGGGUGACUUUACAGCCACGGUGCAGGUCGCACUUGGCACUAGGCCUCGGAUCAUGUAUAGCAGCAUCGAGUUUGUUCACAAUUAGUAGUGGUGCUUGGCUCUAUGAGGAUUAACCAUCCAACGAGAACUCGACGACUGCCACUCGAGAGCACGACGUGCCCAUAUUGUAGUCCUUGA